GCGAGCGGAAACCUCGGCCCAGCCGUUCUCCAAGAACUCCUGAACGCCGGAUUCCAGGUAACAGUCCUGACACGAGCCGGAAAGGCUUCUCAGUUCGACUCCCGCGCUCAUGUAGUCGAGGUCAAAUAUGAUUCGAUGGAGUCCCUCUCCUCAGCCCUUGCCGGCCACGACGUUGUCGUGAACACGCUGGGCGCAAUCCCCAGAGACAUCCACCUCCGACUGAUCGAUGCCGCCGUUGCCGCUCAAAUCCCACGGUUCAUUCCGUCGGAGUUUGGCUCGGACACCACCAACGCCAACGCGGCAAACCUCCCCGGCUUCGCCGAUAAAGUCGCCAUCGCACAAUAUCUCGACGAUCUGUCCCGAGAGUGCAAGUUGACAUAUACGCGUCUGCUCACUGGACCGUUUCUUGAUUGGGGUCUCAUGGCCAAAUUCCUGAUUGACUUGUCAGGCCCAGUCGUGGACUUGUACGAUGGCGGCGAUCGCAAGUUCAGCACAACCACUCUUUCGGGAGCAGUCAAGGCUGUCGGCGGUAUCAUCCGGCAUCUUGAUGCCACGGAGAAUCAGGGGGUCUAUGUGUCUGAGAGAAUAGAAUAUAAGAUACCCCACCCACUUUUUUGCCCGGUGGUUGAAUCUCUAGAUUGA
This is a messenger RNA of Aspergillus heteromorphus CBS 117.55, 642 nucleotides long. RefSeq names its product aromatic alcohol reductase. Gene Ontology annotation, molecular function: oxidoreductase activity. The transcript has a single exon. The annotation marks the transcript as partial. NCBI's taxonomy places the organism in Eukaryota, Fungi, Ascomycota, Eurotiomycetes, Eurotiales, Aspergillaceae. The record is from RefSeq and is a predicted model, not a curated record.